AACCCGCAUGUUAUCGUACAAAGCAGUAUGUGAAAGUUGUACACCGCGUCUGGUUUGCACUCUUUUCUUCACAGUGGUGUGCGGUUCAGGACGCAGCCACAUAACGAGCGCGAGCACCUGGGCGACGUCACUCCGCCCUACUUCGUCCCCGAGGCGAGCUGCUGGUGCUGCACUUCCUCCAGCGCGCAGCAAGAGCAGGCAGGCGGAGGCACCGAGAAAACCUCUCUUUCGGAGGAGCGGCUGUUUGUGAGCGGUCACCAUGGCUCCCUUCCUGAGGAUCACCUUUAAUGCUUAUGAAUUUGGUGCCCUGUCUCCAGUGGCCGAAGCGCCGUUUUGUGCAGUCAAGCUUAAGGAGUCGCUCAACACAGAACGAGGGAAGACUCUAAUUCAGAAGAAGCCUACCAUGUUUCCAGCUUGGCGCGUCAGCUUUGAUGCACACAUUUAUGAAGGUCGCGUCCUCCAGGUCUUGCUUAUGCGCACUGCAGAAGAGCCAUUAGCAGAAGUCACACUUGGUGUAUCUGUUCUUGCAGAGCGGUGCAAGAAAUCCAGUGGCCGUUCAGAGUUUUGGGUGGAUCUGCAACCUUCAGGAAAAGUGAUGAUGUCUGUUCAGUAUUUCUUGGAAGAUACGGACACAGAGUCUUAUCAGUCGGUAGUGACAGAGGAAGAGGCUCCAACUAUAAAUCGGCGUCGUGGGGCUAUUAAACAGGCCAAAAUUCACUUCAUCAAAAACCAUGAGUUCAUCGCCACCUUCUUUAGACAACCCACUUUUUGCUCUGUGUGCAGAGACUUCGUCUGGGGAUUAAACAAGCAAGGAUACAAGUGUAGACAAUGCAAUGCAGCUAUUCAUAAGAAGUGUAUUGAUAAAAUAAUUGGCAGAUGCACCGGGACAGCGGCCAACAGUCGUGACACUAUGUUUCAGAAGGAGCGCUUUAAAAUUGAUAUGCCACACCGCUUUAAGACCAACAACUACAUGAGCCCAACCUUUUGUGACCACUGUGGGAGUCUGCUAUGGGGUCUUGUUAAGCAGGGACUGAAGUGUGAGGACUGUGCUAUGAAUGUGCAUCAUAAGUGCCAGACUAAAGUCGCCAACCUUUGUGGAAUCAACCAAAAACUAUUGGCUGAGGCUCUUACUCAAGUGGGCCCGAAAUCAACGAAGAAGCCUGAAACAAACACUCAGGAUACUGGAGUUUACCAGGACUUCAAUAAAAGCCCAGGGCCUGACAUUACUGAUGGCUCUCUAUAUGGUCGUCUCUGGGACGGGCCAAGUCCUCACCCUCCAUCUCGGAUCACACACCAGACACGCAUCACAUCCGAGCAUUUCACCUUCCAUAAAGUCCUGGGCAAGGGAAGCUUUGGAAAGGUUUUUUUGGCAGAGUUAAAGAACAGUGGGGAAUGGUUUGCUGUGAAAGCCCUAAAGAAAGACGUGGUGUUGAUAGAUGAUGACGUAGAAUGCACCAUGGUAGAAAAGCGGGUGCUGGCUCUGGCUUGGGACAAUCCAUUUCUUACACACAUUUACUCGACUUUUCAGACCAAGGAGCACUUGUUCUUUGUGAUGGAGUAUCUGAACGGAGGAGACCUGAUGUUUCAUAUACAGGAAAAAGGACGGUUUGACCUCUACAGAACCACAUUUUAUGCAGCUGAAAUUGUAUGUGGACUACAGUUCCUUCAUGGAAAAGGCAUCAUCUAUAGGGAUCUGAAGUUGGAUAAUGUAAUGCUUGAUGGAGCAGGUCACAUAAAGAUUGCUGAUUUUGGCAUGUGUAAGGAGAACGUCUUUGGAGACAAUUUUGCCUCGACAUUUUGUGGAACUCCAGACUACAUUGCCCCAGAGAUUUUAUUAGGUCAGCAAUAUUCAUUCUCCGUUGACUGGUGGUCAUUUGGUGUGCUGGUGUACGAGAUGCUGAUUGGUCAGUCCCCAUUCCAUGGCGAUGAUGAGGAUGAACUGUUCGAGUCAAUCCGCAUGGACACCCCUCACUACCCCCGAUGGAUUACAGUAGAAACCAGAGACAUGAUAGAGCGGUUGUUUGAGCGUGACCCUUCGCGUCGUUUGGGUAUUGUGGGUAAUAUCCGAGCUCAUUCAUUCUUUAAAACAAUUAACUGGUCUGCUUUAGAGAAGAAAGAAAUUGACCCCCCUUUCCAGCCACAAGUGAAAUCUUCCAAUGACUGCAGUAACUUUGAUCGAGAGUUUUUAAAUGAGAAGCCCCGCCUCUCUCACUGUGAGAAAGGUUUAAUUGACUCAAUGGACCAGAGCGCCUUUGCUGGUUUCUCAUUUAUUAAUCCGAAAAUGGAGCUCCUCCUGCAGAAGUGACUGAAGACACACACCUCCACCACGAAGCAUGUGACGAAAAGGUUCAGUAGGAGUUUAACGUUAAAGUUUAGAGCCAAUUACUUGUCUGUGUUUACAAACAGGUCCACUAGCUCUUCUUUCUCACCAAGUUUUCAAUUCAUUGAUAUACAUGGAUAACAUGUUAGAUAAAUAGAUUUUAAACACUGAAGUGUUGCAUCAAUUACUUCAUUAAGAUAGUUGGUGUAGAGUUGAUAAAUAGACCUACAAGUUAGAGAUUCUUUGUUUUGUUUUUUUGCCACACCCUUUCAAAGUCUGUGUAGACUUAGUUUUAUUCAUUUAGUUUAAUUUUUUGUCAGUAGUGAGCCAUUCAUUACUGCAUUAAUCGUGUGUUAACACUGAAUGUUUUAACAGAGAUAAUGUAGGAUGGUUUAAUGUUAAAAAAACAAACAAAUUAUAAAUGGUAGAGGAAAGGACACGAGCUUUUAGAUAAUUGUAAGUGAAGGUGUGCUUGUGAGGCUGUCUUGAGAUGUAGAACAUUGUGCUGUGAAUUUUGUAAAGCUAUAUACUUUAUGUAUAUGUGCAUAUGGUGUACAUCAUGUUGUGCAAACAGACUCAGUCCUUGUUUGUGUGUAUUAUUAGGAGUUAAGGAAAUAAAAUCAUGGAUUUUAAUGUGUACUAACCAAGCAUGUUUGUGCAGAUGUUUUACCUUAAAGCAUAACAUGAAUGAGAGUCUUCUAAUGUACACUGUGAAUUAAGCUGAUGUACAUAUAGCUGGUUCUCUUGUGCUCUUGGCUUGAUGUAUAUGCAUAUUGUUGCAUCUCAACUGUUAAUUAUCUGCCAUUAAACUUGAGUACAUGAUCAAA
Molecule: messenger RNA, 3147 nt
Organism: Silurus meridionalis
Lineage: Eukaryota; Metazoa; Chordata; Actinopteri; Siluriformes; Siluridae
Gene: prkcda
Product: protein kinase C, delta a
Exons: 18
Coding region: 260-2305 (681 amino acids)
Biological process (GO): peptidyl-serine phosphorylation; intracellular signal transduction
Molecular function (GO): ATP binding; diacylglycerol-dependent serine/threonine kinase activity
Source: RefSeq, a predicted model, not a curated record